This is a messenger RNA of Talpa occidentalis (Iberian mole), 1627 nucleotides long. RefSeq names its product spexin hormone (gene SPX). Gene Ontology annotation, molecular function: neuropeptide hormone activity. Bases 135 to 359 code for a protein of 74 amino acids. Gene Ontology annotation, biological process: positive regulation of gastro-intestinal system smooth muscle contraction. Gene Ontology annotation, cellular component: cytoplasm. The record is from RefSeq and is a predicted model, not a curated record. The transcript has 4 exons. NCBI's taxonomy places the organism in Eukaryota, Metazoa, Chordata, Mammalia, Eulipotyphla, Talpidae.
UUCCUUCUCUCGUGUGCUUGUUUGUCUGCCUGUUUGCCCACGAGAGAACCGGGCAGCAGUGUGUUCCUAACUGCUCUUCUCUCCUCGCCGCUUUGUAGAGAUUCUUGGACAGAAGGAACUGGACUCCUCAAGCUAUGCUCUACCUGAAGGGCGCGCAGGGGCGCCGCUUCAUCGCCGACCAGAGCCGGAGGAAGAUGCUCUCCGACCGGCCGCCGCCCGAAAGACGAAGCGCAAAUCCCCCAGCACUAACUUUUCCUGAAGCAUUGGCUGUGUUGCUGGCUUCCUGGCAGAAACCACAAGUUGCAGAAGAAAACUUUGAUCAAAGCAGACUCCUGGAAGACAAUCUGCUAAACUGGUGAAAAUAUACCAGAUUACACUAAUGAUAGUUCUAUUCUUGUUGAAAACGUGAACCAUGUGAAUAAAACCCUUGGGCCUUUUUACUUCAUUUGUAAUCUUAGGAACAUGCACAGCUGAUUUUAUUCUUCCAGAAGUAAAAGUACUGUAGUGUUCUUAGAUGAGACUAUCAUAGCCUUCUUUCAUUCCUUUAGGUUCUAUUGAAAUCACCCUAUGUCCCAAUCGUGGAUUUUUCUAGAGCAUUGAUAAGUUUAAGACUGAAAACUCUUUAGAGUCCUGUUUUUUGUUUUUUUUUUUUUUUUUCAUUGCAACCAGUCCUCAUCUGGAUGCAAUAAUUUAGAAUUGUUAGUGUUUUUAUUCUGUUCCCACUUGCCUUGUCUCAUCACUCUGUGACAAUCUCCCAUUCUUUUCAAUCACCCCAUUUCCAGCCUCCAAGAAGGGUGAGAAGGAAGUGCGGUAGCAUGGCAGAGAGGAAAGUAAAUCUCUGAGCUGCUGGUUCAGGAGGGCUCAGUUCUAAGAGAAGGAAUGGGAAAGAGAUGGCUGGGGAGAAGUCCUGCAAUUCCAACCCUUUGGUGUGUUCGCUGAGAAUGGGACCAUCUGGUACACAGGAGCCAAUAGAAGUUUCCUCAGUAAGAUCCUCCCCACCUUGUGAUGUUUUGGGAUCUUUCUGAAUUCAGUUUAGAAAUAGGGAUUUAAAAGUUACUGGAAAUAAGCAGAGACACACUUUGCUCCUUGCACAUUAUACAGAGAACAAACCAGUUUUUCAGAAGUAAAAAUUACCAUCCCAUUAUCCAGACUAAACAGACUCAAAGACUCUUACUUGAAUUUGUAGAACCCCUAGGCUUUGACAAAAACAUUAUGUAUUUACUCCUUUUCAAAUCAAUUUGGGUUAAAUACGAUCUGAAAAAAAUGCACACACACAUCCCUGCCCCACAGCAAGCAUAAUAUUUUUAUUUGGAAUCAUCAUAUGACUGGCAAGUUAACUUUUGAUGUAAUUAAUUGAUGGCUAUCACUGGUUAAAUGUCAUUAGUGAAAUAUAUUGUUAAUUCUUACUGUCUUCAGUGUGUAACCCUUUUUUAGUAGCUAGAAAAUACCUUUAUGUGAAUGUGUCUGAAAGUAGAAACUGUUUACAAUUUCACUGUGUUAAAUAAUCAAAACCCUGCUUGUAAGAUUUGACUGCAUCUUCUUUCAUAAUUGAAUAAUGCAACUAUAUUCAAGUUAAUGUACUACUGAUAUCUGCCCAAGAGAUAAUAUACUAGCAUUAAAAAAAUAA